Messenger RNA from Scylla paramamosain (green mud crab), 1212 nucleotides. Its product is annotated as loricrin-like. The record is from RefSeq and is a predicted model, not a curated record. The transcript is spliced from 2 exons. Bases 1 to 1014 code for a protein of 337 amino acids. NCBI's taxonomy places the organism in Eukaryota, Metazoa, Arthropoda, Malacostraca, Decapoda, Portunidae.
AUGUACACUCUUCCUUCCCACCAUGGCGGCUCUGAUCCUGCUCGUGGGCCUUGCUGCCUCCACCGCGGCGGAAACCCUCACCAGCUACUCCCCGCCCUCCGAACUCCUACGGCGGCGGCGGCGGCGGCGGCGGCGGCGGCGGCGGCGGGCGGCGGUGGCGGCAGCCACUUCGGCUCUGGACUGAUUUCCACCGGUAGUAGCUUCGUCUUGAGCGGCGACAGUCAUGAAAUCGGCGGCGGCUACAGCGGCGGCGGCGGCGGCGGCGGCGGCGGCGGCUUUAGCAGCGGCGGCUUCAGCGGCGGCGGCUUUAGCGGCGGCGGCUUUAGCAGCGGUGGCUUUGGCGGCGGCGGCGGCUUCAUCAGCGGCGGCGGCGGCAGUCAUGAAAUUGGUGGCGGAAUUUCCUGCGGCGGCGGGCAAGUCCUGCACUCCGACGGGCGCUGCGUGUCACCCCAAGUGACCAGGAACGUGUAUGUGUUCUCCGCCCCCGCUCUGCCCCCCAGCGUGGGGCCGCGCCCCAUUGUACCUCCCCCGCGCGUCGUUGAGAACGUGGUGUUCAUUCGUGCCCCUGAGGGAGGCGUGGGCACCAAACCCAUCGUGGUGCCGCCGCCCAUCCACAAGAACGUGGUGUACGUGCUCAACAAGAGACAGCAGCUAGGCCAGCAGCUGAUCCACGUGCCCGCGGCGCCGCAGGAGCAGCCCGACGUGUACUUCGUGCACUACAACGACGGCGACAACCCCUCCCUGCCCACCGGCGGCGACUUGCAGUCCGCCCUCAGCCAGGCCUCGCACGGCAGCGGCGAGCUGAUCGGCCAUGGCGGCGGCGGCAUCAUUGGCGGCGGCGGCGGCAUCAUUGGCGGUGGCGGCAUCAUUAGCGGCGGCGGCGGCUAUGGCAGCGGUGGCGGCGGAGGCGGCUCCAUUAUCGGAGGCGGCAGCAUCAUUGGCGGCGGCGGCGGCGGCGGCGGCGGCGGCGGCUAUGGCGGAGGUGGUCAUGACAGCCAUGAGAGCCAUUAUUAGGUCAGCCCACACUCCUGAAGGGCUCCACCUGUAGUCAGCAGCAUGCCACGCCCCCCACACCCCUCGCCACGUCCCUUGGCAUGCACGCCAUCUGUUCUGUUAAGACUAAACUUGACCUGUCAUUGAAUUUCAUCUUGUUUGCCUUUAUUUGCAACAUGCAUUUGAUUCCUUCCUGCUAAUAAAAGGUCUGCCAUACAA